AUGGAUUCUUUGGCCAAUAUCUUACCAAAUGAUUUCAUUUUGAACCCAUCACCAGCCCAGCUUUCUGUCGGCAAUGAGUCAAGGCUGGACAUUCCUGAUAACAAUAUUGGACCUGAAGCUGCAAGCCUUGACUGGGGCUCGCCCUUUCCCGAAGUGUGCACUGAGAAUUAUAUCCCCACGCAGGUUGACUUCAAUCUGUUUUCUUAUACCGAAAGUAGUGAAAUUACCAUGUCACGGCAAGAGAUCAUAGCUGAGCUAGCACUCUUCUUUACGGUAUCCUAUCAGAGAAAUCCGGUCAUCCACCUCGAAACUCUGCUCCGCAAAGUCGAUUCUGGCGAGCAUUUGUCCGACUCCAGCUUUCGUAUCUUGCUGCUUUCCAUAUCGCUACUGAACGAGGCCGGUCAGUUUCGCCAGUGCCCUGCGCGAGGAAUGACCCGCCUGGAGGUUCUGUCCCAAUCGAUUGAGCAAUUGAGAGUUACCAACUGUCAUUUUGCGGACUGUCCAUCCUUGGAUGCUGUUUUCGCUUCUUUGGUCUUGUUUAUUGCCUACAGCGUGCGAGACAAACACAAUCGCGCUUUUCUAUAUUUAACAGAAGCAAUUGGACUAAUGGAUCUGAUUGGAUAUUCAAGUGAUCCGAUUGAAAUGGAGCGAUUCCAUCGCAUGGAGCGUCUGAUAUUCGUCACUGAAGCUGCAUCCAACUCUAUUUAUGGAGCCGAUAGGAGGAGAAUUGCCAGACAACCGCCGAAUCUGACUAUUGCAGAGCCUUCCGAUAUAUGGCACAUUCCAGAAACCCGUCUGAAAGAAAUUCCGCUCCCUUUAUCAACAUUGGACUUGAAUACUUUGGACAGACAAGCUAUCCAUCUCUUGAAUGCGAUGGCUCGCCUCUACUCUGCUUUAAACAUAAACGAGAUUACGGAUGUCGCGUUCAGAGACAAUUCUAUGGCCGUGAUGGUCGAAGGCAAUGAACGAAAACCAUCGUGUUUUAUUCAAGUAGCCGAUGUGGCUAUUACCAGGCAAUGGCAGCUCGCCUCACACUGGUGGCGUGCUCUGUAA
Molecule: messenger RNA, 1053 nt
Organism: Penicillium lagena
Lineage: Eukaryota; Fungi; Ascomycota; Eurotiomycetes; Eurotiales; Aspergillaceae
Exons: 1
Coding region: 1-1053 (350 amino acids)
Source: RefSeq, a predicted model, not a curated record